Molecule: messenger RNA, 1547 nt
Organism: Setaria italica (foxtail millet)
Lineage: Eukaryota; Viridiplantae; Streptophyta; Magnoliopsida; Poales; Poaceae
Product: endonuclease III homolog 1, chloroplastic
Exons: 11
Coding region: 140-1216 (358 amino acids)
Biological process (GO): base-excision repair; nucleotide-excision repair; base-excision repair, AP site formation
Cellular component (GO): chloroplast nucleoid; nucleus
Molecular function (GO): DNA-(apurinic or apyrimidinic site) endonuclease activity; oxidized pyrimidine nucleobase lesion DNA N-glycosylase activity; DNA binding
Source: RefSeq, a predicted model, not a curated record
AUGCAGCACCACAAGCCACACGCAAAUGUUUCAAACGCGAGGAAAACAAGAAAUCUCCAAACCCAACAAAGAUGGGGUAACCGAACGACGAGCAAGACCCGCUCGCAGCUAAAACCCUAGCUUAGCGGCGCGGGCACGGAUGCCCCUCGCUCUCCUCCUCUCCCGCAUUCGCCUCUCGCCGGCCGCCAUGCGCACCACCCGCUCCGCCGCCUCCGCCAGGCUAGUCCGCGCCGACCUCAACCCAGUUGUACGAGAAGUGAAACGUGAAUCCAGUAUUUCAUUUGACAUUUCCAAGCCUGAAUCACCUUCUGUUAAGAGGAAAAGGGUAAAGCAAGAGCUUGAAGAAAAUGGGGAGCAUCCUAAGAAGCAGGCUGGUAUUGUACCUGACAUUGAGGAUUUUCGAUACGACAAGACCAAAGCAUCGACAUCAUCAAUCAAGGUGGAGAAAAAGGUCAGAGUUUCUUCAGUUAUAAAAGUUGGAGCUCCAGAAAAUUGGGAGGCAGUUCUUGGGGGUAUUAAAAACAUGAGGUUAUCUGGCCAAGCCCCCGUAGAUACGAAGGGCUGUGAAAAAGCUGGUUCUCUCCUUCCACCCAAGGAAAGAAGAUUUGCAGUUCUGAUAUCAACUAUGAUGUCAAGCCAAACAAAAGAUGAAGUUACGCAUGCUGCUGUGGAACGUCUCUCUGAAAAUGGUUUACUUGAUCCUGAUGCUAUAGUCAGGACUGAUGAGGCCACGCUUGCAAACCUUAUCAAACCUGUUGGAUUCUAUCAGAGAAAGGCUCAGUUCAUAAAAGAAGCUUCUAAAAUUUGCCUUGAGCGUUUUGGAGGGGAUAUUCCAGAUUCUCUGAAUGACCUGCUUGCUUUGAGAGGAGUUGGCCCUAAAAUGGCUCAUUUGGUGAUGAGCAUUGCUUGGAAGAAUACUCAAGGAAUUUGUGUUGACACUCAUGUGCAUCGCAUUUCUAACCGUCUGGGGUGGGUUUUCCGAGAAGGAACAAAACAGAAAACUACAACACCGGAACAGACAAGAAUCUCUCUAGAGAAGUGGCUACCCAAGGAUGAGUGGGAACCCAUAAACCCAUUACUGGUUGGAUUUGGACAGACUAUCUGCACUCCACUGAGGCCCAAAUGUGACAUGUGUGGCAUCAAUAACCUUUGCCCUUCAGCUUUUAAGGAAUCAUCUAGUCCAAAUCCAAAGCAAAAGAAAACAAGGUCUCCAUAGAACUUUGUUGAUGACUGAUCUGGCACCGAAGGUAGAUAAUGCUUUUGGGUUGUCCUUUGGUGGUAGAUAUUAUUGGGCAUUCUUUUGGUUGAUCUAUUGACGUGUGAUCACCUUGGUGCGAGUACCAUUGGCAAACCAUGUAUCAUUUUGUAUAGCUGUAAUAUGUUCAAGAUGAUGGUUAGACUUAUCGUUCCUAUCAGUUACUCUAACGGCCUGUUUGGAAGGCAGGUUGUCGGUCCAAACAGACCUGAUGAAGACUUGCACAUGCCUGAACUGAAAAUUCUGCCCGUAUGGGUGGUAAACCCAAUUACAUGUUAAUGUUAAGCCUGUA